Messenger RNA from Musa acuminata subsp. malaccensis (wild Malaysian banana), 1421 nucleotides. RefSeq names its product ultraviolet-B receptor UVR8. Lineage: Eukaryota; Viridiplantae; Streptophyta; Magnoliopsida; Zingiberales; Musaceae. The record is from RefSeq and is a predicted model, not a curated record.
CUUCCAAAGGUCCCACUUCUCUCGCUCCAUCUCUAUUUCUUGACACCUAAAGAAAGCCAUUAAUCGAUACCUCGCCAUGGCCGCCGCCGAAUCCGCUCACCCCGUCGUCCUCGCAUGGGGUUCAGGCGAGGAUGGGCAACUGGGGAUGGGCAACUGGGAAGAGAAGGACUGGGCCUACAGCAUCAAGUCCCUCGAGCCCAAGAACGUCGUCGCCGUCGUCGCCGGCAGCAGGAACUCCCUCGCCAUCUGCGGCAACGGACAAUUGUAUACAUGGGGAUGGAACCAGAGGGGAACCCUGGGUCAUCCGCCGGAGACCAAGACGGAGAGCGUCCCGAGCCUAGUUGAUGCCCUCGCCGGCGUCAAGAUCGUUCAGGCAGCAAUUGGGGGCUGGCAUUGCCUGGCUGUUGAUGAUCAGGGCCGAGCUUAUGCUUGGGGUGGGAAUGAAUAUGGGCAGUGUGGGGAGGAGCCCGAGAGAAAAGAAGAUGGCAGUAGGGCUCUGAGGAGGGACAUUGCCAUUCCCCAAAGAUGUGCACCUAAGCUCUCCGUCCGCCAGGUAGCUGCUGGAGGGACACACUCCGUGGUACUGACGCAAGAUGGUCAUGUCUGGACUUGGGGCCAACCAUGGCCUCCUGGAGAUAUUACGCAAAUCUCAACUCCUGUACGUGUGCAAGGCCUUGAGCGAGUAAGGUUGAUUGCUGUUGGUGCAUUUCAUAAUUUGGCACUUCUAGAGGAUGGAACCUUAUGGGCGUGGGGCAACAACGAAUAUGGUCAACUAGGAACUGGUGAUACUCAGCCAAGAUCACAACCUAUCCCUGUUCAGGGUUUAUCUGGUCUUACUUUGGUUGACAUUGCUGCUGGAGGUUGGCAUUCAACUGCACUAACCAAUGUUGGAGAGGUAUAUGCUUGGGGAAGAGGGGAGCAUGGGAGGCUUGGAUUUGGAGAUGACAAGAGUAGUAAAAUGGUUCCUCAGAAGGUCCAACUCCUAGUCGGGGAAGAUAUUGUUCAGAUAUCUUGUGGAGGCACUCAUUCAGUGGCGUGUACUCGUGAUGGGCGAAUGUUCUCUUUUGGAAGGGGCGACCAUGGACGCCUAGGCUAUGGGAGGAAGGUCACAACCGGCCACCCAAUGGAAGUGCCCAUCAAACUGCUACCACCAAGAGACAGCGGCAGCACCGACGGGCAGUGGUGCGCCAAGCUUGUUGCCUGCGGUGGACGCCAUACUUUGGCGAUGGCAUCAUGGGUUGAGGAACCUGGAGAUUCUAUCUAAAGCUGAGACAAAGAGAAGCUCAUGCAAGCAAAAUUAUGGCCACUUGCAUUGAAUCUAAUCGUAACUUUUGUGAACCGGACAAUAUUUAGUUAGUAUCUGAUGAAAAAAAAAAGCCAUCUGCUAUGAAUAAAUCAGAAUGAAGAAUUCAAUACAACCA